AUGUCUUAUAAUAAGACUAGCAUUCAAAUAAUAAACGAAUUAUUCUCUGAUAACAAUAAUGAUGAUGCAUCUAAAGAUAGUAAAAGAGACUAUGAAGAUAAUAUUUUAGAAUAUUCAUUAGAUGAAUCAGAGAAAGCUUGUCAAGUGAAUUUCAAUACUCUGGUAAUAAAAUCAAAAAAAACUAAUUUUAAGCAUGCUGAAGAAUUAGAUAAAAUUUUUUCAUAG
Messenger RNA from Funneliformis mosseae, 225 nucleotides. Lineage: Eukaryota; Fungi; Glomeromycota; Glomeromycetes; Glomerales; Glomeraceae. The record is from the annotation of a GenBank genome assembly.